CUAGCUCAACUGUAUAUUAAAGUAAUAUAUUUUAGACAGCUUAUGUUUUAUAACUAUCUGGUCGAGCUGAAGAUUGUUAACUGUUGAAGUUGUUAUAAAUCUCAGUUGCCUUUGUUUAUACAUCGUUAUUUGAAAGGUGUAGAAUUUUGAAAGGUUAAAAUUUUGAAUGGCGACGUUGGCGUUUCUGGAGCGCAUAAGAAUUGAAGUUCUAAGUCAGUGCUUUGAUGUAGCUCAGACUCAACUGGAACACUUCCGAAGCUGUAUUUUCGAGCCAGUACCUCCUUGUUUCCAACUGAAUUGUUGCAUCCAGUUUGCAGAUGACCACGAUGUAGCCAGAAAAUGCCAGAUAGAGGUGAAUCAGCAGAUGAGCUUUGGUCACUUGAAACAAGACCUGAAGAGCAAGUUCACUAAACUGCAGGACCACAGACUGACCAUAGUGGUUGGCAAGAGGAUACCCCUGGACAUCAUAACUCUGGAGAUGCUGAAAGUAGUUCGAGAUGGACUCACUGUGUAUGUUCUGGCCAGUGACAAGAAUAUUCACAAGAGCCGAAUGAGUGUGAGCCGACAGUACAAAGUGCAGAAAGAGAUAUUCAUUCAGAACGUGGACAACCAGCAGGCAUUGGAGAUGUUGGAGAAAAUUGAGGGUCUGAUCUCUCAGAAGAAUAUAUUUGAUCUGGUGGCGCUGAUUGACGCUUUCAAGGACAGAAUAGAGGGGGGAGUGUUGGACGAGGGACCCGCUGCCCUUCCCCCCGUCCUGCCCCGCCUGAUAGUACAUGUAGAGGAUAUUGAGCAACAGAGAGGCACUUUUGUAAUACCACGAGUGCUAUGGACGUCUCGAAUCUGUCGACUGAAGAGCGAAAUAGAGUGCCGUUACUCGAUUCCCUCGCAGUUGCAGCGCUGGUUUCUCAACAACGACAUUCACGAUGACCAGAAGAGACUGUGUGAUGUGUUUGCGGAUGAAGACAGAAUGAAGAGCGAGAUGAAAGUGCACCUCUAUCUGGUCACCCCGGAGACUGCUGGAUUUACGGCCGCUUACAUCCAGCAACUGUACGAGCAACUCACCAAACAGAUGACUCAAAAAGCUGCCGGCAACCGAGACAGGGAGGAGACGCUAUCUGAAGAUAGUGACCUUGAUGACAGUUCUGAGGGCGAAGGGGAAGCUGAUACGACUGCUUCAGUUAACCAUCCGGCGCGUCAACAAGUGCGCUUUCUUGAUGGCCAAACAGACGGGGAGGAGUAUGAGUACAUUCUUGAUGACCAUUCAACUCGCAGUGAGUCUCUAAUGAGCAUGUCAACAAUUGGAGAGUCUAUUGUGGCCCCUCUGAUGGCCAGAGAGUCUCACAGUGUGCCCAUGGGACUAUCCAGUGGGGCUGCAGUUGGAGGGGUGAGGAGUCGAACCGCCGCCGUCAAUGGGAACAUUACUCCUAUUCCCAUGCCGCGUCGCUUGAAGCCCGUUGCAGAGGCUUUCACGGGACCACAGGAUAGGGUGCAAGUCACUUGGAAAUGCUCAGUGUGUUCUGUGGCCACAAAUCGGCCCUUCUUCAAAGUAUGCGAGGUGUGUGGUGUGGGCAUCCAACCGGAAGACUUCUCCAUCCCAGAUUGGUACGAGGCAGACGAGGAUGAGAUGAGGAAAUUGGCUGAGGAGAGACACAACCAACUUCUCACUGAACAGAUGCUCAAGAAUGAGAAAAACAUUGUGAACAAUGAGCAGCUUGGCGAUGCUGCUUUCCGAGCACAAAUCCCAGCAAGAAAAAAGAAAGUAGGGUGGGUUUGUGAGGUGUGUUCUUUUGCGGAAAGCAGACCCUACUUCAGCUUUUGUGAAAUGUGCGGGCAAGGAAAGAGACCGGAUGACUUCAUAAUUCCGGAAGGAUACGAGCCGGAUGAAGAUGAAAGAGCUAAGAUCGAAUGGGAGAAGCAAAAUGAACAGCUGACGUUGCAGCUCCUCAAGACGGAAGAAGAGCGCGAGAAGGCUCUGGCGGGGGAUAGAUAUAUAGCACUUCAGAAUGCGGAAAUGAGUGAGGGCUGUUUCCCUAACGUGGAGCCAUUUGAGUGUACAGUGUGCUAUCGGGACAUUGACGUGGGGGAGGGCACGGCUCUGAGACAGUGUCAUCACCUGUUGUGUAAUGAAUGUCUAGUGGGACAUAUCACAGCCUCUGAAGACGGUGUGCGUGUGACGUGUCCGUUUGUGGAGGAGGAUAAUAGUAGCUGUGAACAGAUGAUAGAGCAGCAGGAGAUUAGGGCUCUCUUGUCAGAGGAACAGUACGACAAAUUACUUCAGGCAGGCGUCUCACAGGCAGAAGCAGCUGAACCCAACAGCUUCCACUGCAAAACCGCCGACUGUAGAGGCUGGUGUAUAGUGGAGGAAAAUGUCAACUUCUUCCCUUGUCCCCUCUGUGGCCAGCAGAACUGCCUCACCUGUGCCGCCAUACAUUCCAACAUGAAUUGUCAACAGUACCAGGAUGACAUAAAAGCGAAGGCGGCCAAUGACGAAGCAGCUCGAGCUACAGAACAGAUGUUGCAACAACUAGUCCAAUCGGGAGACGCCAUCCACUGCCCUGGAUGCAAAGUGAUAGUGCAGAAGAAGAGUGGCUGUGACUGGAUGCAGUGCAGCAUGUGUAAAAUGGAGAUCUGCUGGGCCACUAAAGGGCCUAGAUGGGGUCCGGGGGGCAAAGGGGACACAUCGGGGGGCUGCAAGUGUCGCAGUCCUGAUAGGUGCACGCCUACCUGUGGAAAUUGUCACUGAAGAUGACGGUCAUGGUUAUGAAGAAGAAGACUAGAAUAAUAAAAUAGCUACACAACAAUAACAAUAUUACAAUAAUUUCAACCUGAGUUCUUCGAAACUAUCCAACUAUCACUACAGGAGCCCAAAUGAUGAUGACAUGAAUGAUAAAUUCCAGAAGAAUUUUCUCCAGAAUUUACUCAAAAUAGGCUCCAUACCCGAAAUUCUAUUCUAUAAUUUCAUUGGAACAGAAGUUUAUACGGUCUACGACCAAUUUGAAUACAACUUGGAAAACUGGGCGCUUUAUAUAAUUUUAAUUUUUACAAGCAAAUUAUUUCAUUCCUUUAUUACAGAUGCGAGUGUGCUGUUAUAUUACGAAGCAAUUUUUUUCCAACCCAAUUCGCAAAUAUAAGUGUUCAUUUGGUGGCACUGCAAAUUAAUUGCAGCUGCAGCUAAUAUUAGAAUAUUUCCUUGCGUCUGUAAUACAGAUGCUAUGACGUGAGACUUGUUCGGAGGUUUGAUUCUGGCUUAUUGCAAAAGUUUUAUUAAGGCUUAUUUUUUUCUACUUUUUCAUUUUUU
Messenger RNA from Symsagittifera roscoffensis, 3298 nucleotides. RefSeq lists its product as uncharacterized. Gene Ontology annotation, cellular component: ubiquitin ligase complex. The record is from RefSeq and is a predicted model, not a curated record. Gene Ontology annotation, molecular function: ubiquitin binding; ubiquitin-protein transferase activity. Bases 167 to 2743 code for a protein of 858 amino acids. The transcript is spliced from 14 exons. NCBI's taxonomy places the organism in Eukaryota, Metazoa, Xenacoelomorpha, Acoela, Convolutidae. Gene Ontology annotation, biological process: proteasome-mediated ubiquitin-dependent protein catabolic process; protein linear polyubiquitination.